Messenger RNA from Daldinia loculata, 2054 nucleotides. Its product is annotated as cytochrome P450. The transcript is spliced from 4 exons. Lineage: Eukaryota; Fungi; Ascomycota; Sordariomycetes; Xylariales; Hypoxylaceae. Gene Ontology annotation, molecular function: heme binding; steroid hydroxylase activity; iron ion binding. The record is from RefSeq and is a predicted model, not a curated record. The coding region runs from base 186 to 1904 and encodes 572 amino acids.
AUUAAUAUCGAGGUUCAGACACCGAAAUUUUCAUGACUGCCUUAAUCAAAUGAAUCUUGAUCAGUUCUCAUCAAAUAUUUAUUUCUUCUUCUCCGCGUAAUAUUCUUCAUAGACUCAGCCCCUUGGUCUCGAUACAUGAUACUGCGUUAAAACUAUAGUUGCCUGCGCGUCAAAAUAUUACUUCAAUGGCCACAUUAUUGCCUUCCUUAUUGGGGCAGUACGACUCCUGGGGCAUCAUGAAAACGCUGUUUUAUGGCGUCAUAGCCUUCAAUAUAGUACUGCUUCUUGGCUAUCUUUUUACUAUUUCCAAGUAUCACUAUACGCAGCAGAGUGAUGUAGCAGCACAGCUACCGCCCCUAUACCCAUCUAUAGCACCAGCAGUGGGCCAUUUUAUCUCAUUUCUAUGUGACAAUGCGGAAUUCUUUCGGAGAGCUACGUCUUAUAAAGGACAGUUUACCUCGACUAGGAUAUCCUUCUUCGGCCAUCAAGUUUAUCUCUUCCAAGACCGGGAGAGUAUCAAAAAGAUUUGGAAGACACCUGCAUUAUCUAGUCCCACGUGUAUUCAGAUAUAUUGUCUGAAGUAUUUAUUUGGGUUGUCAAAAAAGGGGUUGGCUAUCUACCGCGCGGAUCGCUCCGGUCCUCACGCUAAACCUCACUCGGGAAGUAGCGUGCCUGUUAACAGCCGCAUUGACUAUAGAACUCAUAAAGAGUUCCUUCGUGCAUUAUCUGGGCCCGGAUUAAACCCCACUCUUCAACGCUAUACGGCGGCAUUCGCCACUUACCUAGAUCUUCUCCGGUUGCCUUGUUCUGCUACCGAAUGGAAUUCGAUCACCGACUUUCAAGAAUUCUUCUUCAAAAUCAUGGGUGUUUCGCUUAUUGAGUCUCUAUUUGGCCCGUCUUUGCUGCGUCUUAGCCCUACAUUCAUUGAUGAUCUGAUCGAGUUUGAUAAUAAUGUGCCAUGGCUAGCCCGAGGAAUCCCAUCCUUUGCUAUGCCUAAGCCGUACAAGAUCAGAAGUGGACUUAACAAUAAAAUCAAAAAGUGGCAUUCGUACGCUCAAAAGAAUUUCGACGAGAGUAGUGUUACCGACGAUGGCGAUGGCGACUUGUUUUGGGGAUCCAAAUUGAUCAGGAAUCGACAUGCAAUAUUACAUGCAGCCGGGCAAACUGAUAACGACAUUGCAGCUUCUGACCUUGGCUUGGCAUUUGGGCUUGUAACGAAUACCAACCCAACAGCCAUGAUGGUGGUAUGGCACAUUUUCAAGGAUCCCCAGCUUCUCAAGCGUGUGCGUGAUGAGCUGGAAGACAUGUUUGGUCAUGAAUCGAUUAGAUCUAUUAACCCAAAGGAGCUUUCGAAAGCCCCUCUUCUCUCCUCUGUAUAUGCCGAAGUACUUCGUCUUUACGUCAAGAUAUAUGUUAUGUUUAGUCCUCAAAAUCAGGACGCCUCAUUAGGGAGAUGGAAGCUUCCUAAGGACAAGAUCGGAUUGUUAAACUCUUGCAUCUCUCAUAUGGAUCCCGAGUUUUGGAAUACGAAAGGAGGCCUGCAUCCUGUGGAUUGCUUCUGGGCCGAUCGAUUCUUGAUUGACCCAUCAGAUCCAGGGAGUGGUCCUAUAAACCCAUCAUUAGGAGAGCGGCCGCGAUUAGGUGACACAGUAAACAACGGAAAGCCAUUCUUCUCAGUUGAAGGGCUGGAAUCAUCGUGGUUCCCUUAUGGAGGAGGGUACUCGGUGUGCCCCGGUCGUCAUCUUGCCAAAUUCACAGUAAUUUACACUUGUGCAGUAUUGGUAAAUGAGGUUGAUAUCGAGUUUUUUACUGAUGACUUGGAAUUUGAUAGUUGGCGUUUUGGGUUAGGUAUGCAAGCCCCAAGGAAUCAUAUCUCUUGCCGGAUUAAAAGUAGGCAAACAUAGAAAAAUAUUUUAAGAUUGUAUUAUUAGAAAGUUCUAAUAGCGUAAACUCCGAGGGAUAUUGUUAUAGACUAUUAUAGACUGGUGCUGUGCCCAUUUAGCGACGAGCUUCAGAUACUUGUUCUGUUUUUCACAUUUAUUAUAUGUAUUUAC